AUGUAUAUUAAGUGGAUGACGGACUUAUCACCAAUAACUUCGUGUGGAGAAUACUUCCUCAUCGAUUCGGAAUUGUUCCAAAAGUUUGAUGCAUUCAAGAAACAUUUAAACACUAUUAGGAGAAAUGUUAGUAAAGAAUAUGUAGCGUUUUUUUUGACAAGAACUUUGUAUACAUUUAUCAGAAAAAAGUUGAUUCCUUUGGAACAAAGGACAAUGGGAAGAUUAGUGCUUCUAACAGAAGAGGAAACGAGCAGAUUCAGAUUCGAGGAAUGGAAAUGCGAAUGCAGAGAGAGGAACUACAAUGAAAUUUGAUAAGAAUUUGAUAAGUCCAGUCCAAAGUUAUAUCAAAUUUCAGGUCCAAGUCAAGGUCCAAAUCCAGGUCCAGUCCAAGUCCAUGAUCCAAGUCCAAGUCAGGGUCCAGGUCAAAGUCAAAAUCCAGGUCAGGUCCAAGUCUAGGUCCAGAUAAAAUUCCAGGUCAGGUGUAGUCCAAAUCAAGUCCUGUACUAAUCCAUUCUAUUCUAAACCUUGUAACAGAUAGGAACUCACAGAUCAACAACUGAAUACAGGAGAAUUGAGCUGGGGUCAUACAAUUUUUCAAUAUUUGGCAUAUUUCGAGUCUACAAGCCGGUGUUUAUUUAGUUGGAACUCCCUGAUACCCAGCAGGUUAACAUAGAAUACAUGCCUCUAGAAUAGUUCAUCCAGGAGAUCAGGAUGGAUCCAUACCAAUGAGAACCAAUCCCAGAUGAUCAUGUACAGUAAAAUUCUAAAUGUUUGUGAGUUCUUUGAAUUUAAAAAAUAAGCAAUCAAAUGACCAAAUUGAAACAGUUUAUGUAAAAAUAGAAACAUUUGGUGAUAAAAAUGAAUAUGUUUCAAGUUCCUUAUCUCUACUGGUCAAUCUUUUU
Molecule: messenger RNA, 902 nt
Organism: Owenia fusiformis
Lineage: Eukaryota; Metazoa; Annelida; Polychaeta; Sabellida; Oweniidae
Source: the annotation of a GenBank genome assembly